Hyaena hyaena (striped hyena) is the source of this 1313-nucleotide messenger RNA. It is a transcript of the gene MPV17L2, whose product is annotated as MPV17 mitochondrial inner membrane protein like 2. Gene Ontology annotation, cellular component: membrane; cytoplasm. Bases 121 to 723 code for a protein of 200 amino acids. Lineage: Eukaryota; Metazoa; Chordata; Mammalia; Carnivora; Hyaenidae. The transcript is spliced from 5 exons. Gene Ontology annotation, biological process: mitochondrial ribosome assembly. The record is from RefSeq and is a predicted model, not a curated record.
CCGGGUCAAUGAUUGAGUGGCGGGGACCUGGGCGGGCAGGCAGAAAGCGAAGACGGAGUACGAUUGGCCAGCAAGGGGAGGGCCUCGAUCGCGGCGCCGGUUCCAGAGUAGCGGCGGGCCAUGGCUUCCCGCGGCAGGCGCUGGCUGCGCGGCCUGUGGGCCGUGGGGCAGCCCCUGUUCCAAGGUCGUGCGCUGCUCGUCACCAACACGCUGGGCUGCGGUGCUCUCAUGGCGGCCGGGGACGGCAUCCGCCAAUCGUGGGAGGUCCGCGCCCAGCCUGGCCAGAAAUACGACCCGCGGCGCUCAGCUAGCAUGUUUGCAGUGGGCUGCAGUAUGGGCCCCUUCCUGCACUACUGGUACCUCUGGCUGGACCACCUGCUCCCAGCGUCCGGCCUCCGCGGUCUCCCAAACGUCCUCAGGAAAGUCCUCAUCGACCAGCUGGUGGCCUCUCCCAUGCUAGGCGUCUGGUACUUCUUAGGCCUUGGCUGCCUGGAGGGCCAAACCCUGGAUGAGAGCUGCCAGGAGCUUCGGGACAAGUUCUGGGAAUUCUACAAGGCCGACUGGUGCCUUUGGCCAGCCGCGCAGCUGGUGAACUUCCUCUUCGUGCCCUCUCAGUUCCGAGUCACCUACAUCAAUGGCCUGACGCUGGGCUGGGACACGUACCUCUCCUACCUGAAGUACCGGGUGAGCACGGUCCCUGCUGCGACCGUCCCGCAAGACUGAUCCCAGCCACAAGACCGGUGGGCUCGCUGGGUGAAGAGGAGUCCAGAGGGGCGAAUGGGUUGUGUCACCAGGCCCUCUUGCACGGACAGACCUUGGGCCCGUCCACCCCCAGGCUGCAUGGCCCUGGGCCCCAUGCAGACUGGGCUGCCCCAACCCUCCCAGCUGGGUGUCAGAAAGCGAGACUGACACUCAGCAGGCCAGGCCUGGUCCUGGCCCCACCCCGACUCUGAGGCAUCUGGCUGGGCGGCCACUUCCAAGCCCAGGACUGGACUUGAGUCACCUGCUCGGGAACACAGCCAUGAAGAUGGAGGGUCAUCCAGGAGCCCUUCUCGCCACAGGCCGCAGUGAACCUUGGCAGCCAUGUUCCGCCCUCAGUGCCUGGCCCCAGCCAGCCGGGCCCGAGCCCCAAAGCCUCAACACCACUAUGGGCUGGGCCCUGGGCCCAAGGUGGGGACGCGGCCCAUGCCCUUAGAGCAGGGCGGAGCCCAGAGUUGACCCCCCUCAGACACUGGAGCCUUAGGCAGGGCCGGGUGGCCUCCAGCAUCCUGCUCGGGUCACGAAAGUUCAAUUAAAUUAUCUUGUCCUUGAAA